This is a messenger RNA of Cuscuta campestris, 1803 nucleotides long. Lineage: Eukaryota; Viridiplantae; Streptophyta; Magnoliopsida; Solanales; Convolvulaceae. The record is from the annotation of a GenBank genome assembly.
UUUGAUUCGCCGUCAUCUUUUACCUGAGCUGUUUGUACCAAUUAAAGCUCAUAGGUAUAUGGCAGUAAAGACUAUGGGUCAACAACUAUUUCUUCUUAUGUUAUUAUUAUUAAUAUUAUUAAUAGGUCCGACGGCGGCGUUUGUUAACAAUGUUAGCGACGCUCCGGGUAUGGCUCGAGCGGGAGAAGAAGACCAGGCGGCGGCGCCGGUGGGCGCUCGUUUAGGCGAGUGCAACUUGUUCAGGGGGAAAUGGGCCGUAGAUCCAUCGUAUCCUCUGUACCAGCCCAGCAGCUGCCCAUUUCUUGACCCGGAAUUCGAUUGCCUCAAAUUUGGCCGCCCCGAUAAACGCUACCUCAACUAUGCUUGGAAGCCAGAGUUUUGUAACUUACCCAGGUUUGAUGGGGUGGAGCUGUUGAAGAGAUGGAAUGGGAAGAAGGUAAUGUUUGUGGGUGACUCACUGAGUCUGAACAUGUGGAACUCGUUGGCUUGCAUGAUUCACGCUUCCGUCCCCAGCGCCAAAACCUCCUUUUCCCGCCAGCUACCUCUCUCCUUUGUGUCCUUUAAUUUUAAGAAGUAUGGAGUAACUUUGUACCUUUAUCACACAACAUACUUGGUGGAUAUAGUAAAGGAAGAUAUAGGAAGGGUUUUGAAAUUGGAUUCCAUAGAACAAGGCCAAGCAUGGCUAGGAAUGGACGUCUUGAUCUUCAACACGUGGCAUUGGUGGACUCAUAAGGGACGAUCUCAACCAUGGGAUUAUGUACAAGAUGGGUCAAAGGUGUACAAGGAUAUGGACAGGCUGCUGGCAUUCUACAAGGGCUUAUCAACUUGGGCAAAAUGGGUGGACCUCAAUGUUAAUCCUUCUAAUACUACAGUCUACUUUCAAGGAAUAUCCCCCACUCAUUACAUGGGAAACGAAUGGAUGUCGUCGUCGACCAGAAACUGCAACGGCGAGCAACUCCCACUAGAAGUAUCAAAGUAUCCGGCGGGGACACCAGAAGCCGCCGUAGUUGUUGACAAAGUCCUAAGCAGGGUCAAGAAGCCGGUUCAUCUUCUGGACAUCACUUUUCUGUCUCAGCUUAGAAAAGACGCGCACCCAUCUACGUACGGUGGGGGUGGCCAUUCAGGCGUGGAUUGCAGCCAUUGGUGUCUUCCUGGACUCCCCGAUACCUGGAACCACCUUCUCUAUGCUUCUCUAUUUAUGUGAUGGCAAUAUACGAUCACCUCGUACAUACAUACAUAUUACAUAUAUGUGUAUCGUCUUUUGCUUUUCUUUUUUUCUUGAUUUUAUUCCUCCUACGGUGCCCGGUUCCAAGCACGCAUUCAGAUAAGUUUAUAUUAAGCACCUCAGCAGAAGUGAAUAUAUAGACAAAAUCAGUAUGUGUUUAUAUAUAUUGUAGUUUUAAGAGGUAAUACGUCAUCUUAUAACGUAACCACUUUUCAGAGACGGAAAGUUUGUUCUUUUGUUCCGUUUUCGUAUCUAUUUUUUCUCACCCUUUUUUACUUCACUUACUCAUUCUUCCAAAACAUACUUCUCAAUGUGGAAAAAGCAAAUCUUCCAAUGCAACCUCCAACUCCAUCAUUAGACUUCAGUGUUCAAACUUUCCCAUAUUCAUGGAUUCACCUUUUCCACAUCUAGGGUAAAAUAGAAUCACCUACAAUAGUAAAAUCCCACGAACGUAGGGUCUGAGGAGGGAAGGAGUAAUAAGUAAGAAUCCAACCUGAUGGCCGUACAGCGUAUGUAAAUAGCCAAGGAUAGAAAAUCGAAUCCAAUGCAGAACUGGAGAAUGAAUAAUAAAAUCUGCG